This is a messenger RNA of Zea mays, 952 nucleotides long. RefSeq lists its product as uncharacterized. Gene Ontology annotation, biological process: regulation of DNA-templated transcription. Lineage: Eukaryota; Viridiplantae; Streptophyta; Magnoliopsida; Poales; Poaceae. The record is from RefSeq and is marked validated. Bases 194 to 838 code for a protein of 214 amino acids. The transcript has 2 exons. Gene Ontology annotation, molecular function: DNA-binding transcription factor activity; protein dimerization activity.
AUCGAGAGCUAGCCAGACGUGUGAGCUAGCUAGCUUGUUGGCUGUUGCCGUGUUCGCAGCUUCGCACGUACUCGCGACUUCGCAAGCCAUCGGCUUCCCGCCUCUCUUCCUUUCAAAAAAAAAGAAAGAAACAGCUAAAGGCUCAAGCAACACGGUGGUGCCUGUCGGGAUUGACGAAGCAGCGGAGGUGGCGAUGGACCGGGAGUGCUCACCGCUGGCAGCAACGACGCGGAGCGGGACGGGCAGAAGCCACAGCGAGGCGGAGCGGAAGCGGCGGCAGCGCAUCAACGCCCACCUCGCCACGCUCCGCACCCUCCUCCCUGCGGCGUCGCGGAUGGACAAGGCGGCGCUGCUAGGGGAGGUGGUGCGGCACGUGCGGGAGCUGCGGGGCGAGGCGGACGCCGCGGCGGCGGGCGCGGCAGUGGCCGUCCCGGGGGAAGGCGACGAGGUCGGCGUCGAGGAGGGCCACCAGCACCGCUUCUGCCACGGCGGGGAGAGGGCCGCCAGGCGCGUCAGGGCGUGGGUGUGCUGCGCCGACCGCCCGGGGCUCAUGUCCGAGCUGGGCCGCGCCGUGCGGUCCGUCAGCGCGAGGGCCGUGCGCGCGGAGAUAGCCACCGUCGGCGGGAGGACGCGGAGCGUCCUGGAGCUGGACGUCGGCGGGCGGCACCACGAUGGCGAGGGAACGUCGACGUCGUCACGGCCAGCGCUGCAGGCGGCGCUCCGGGCCGUGCUGCUCAGCCGGGAGGAGAUGCUCGGCGCCGAGUGCUACAAGAGGCAGCGCUUCUCGGCGCACCUCGCUAGGGUUUACGACAGUGGCGCCGUAGAAGUGACUGACUGAUGGAGUGAUGGGAGACGGAAGGGAAGGGGUACUGUGUGACAUGUCUCCCAUGGUGCUACUCGUACUUUUUUAGUUGGAACAUGUGGAAUAUCACAGAAUUUGCAUUGCCGACUC